AUGAAGGAUCGAUCAAGUCCCUCAAGUCCUGUGGCUGUUUGCCACAGUGAUAAAUCCUGCUGUAAGUAUAGGACGAUGUGUCCUAUUGGAAAUGGGAGUGGGGUCAUCUCUGAGUGCCCCGGUCACCCUGGGCCUGUGGGAGCCUGUCUCCUGACCCUGCCUGCGCCCCGGCUCGCCGGCGGUUUGAGCACUGAUGGGACAUUGCGGCGUUUUCGGGUCACGGAGGGGGAACCACAGUGUAUGGAGAAUGCUUGGUUCAGUGCCGGGGUCGAGGGCCAUAUGUCUUUUGUCUCCCUUUCCCUUUGA
Molecule: messenger RNA, 306 nt
Organism: Rangifer tarandus platyrhynchus (Svalbard reindeer)
Lineage: Eukaryota; Metazoa; Chordata; Mammalia; Artiodactyla; Cervidae
Source: the annotation of a GenBank genome assembly